ACUCUGGAUCCAGACACAGCAAAUCACUGGCUCGUCCUGUCUGAGGAUCGGAAACAUGUGAGAUGUGGAGACAAACGCCAGGAUCUGCCCGACAACCCUGGGAGAUUUGAUCCUUGUCCCUGUGUCUUGGGCACUGAGGGGUUCGCAGAUGGGAGGCAUUACUGGGAGGUGGAGGUGGGAGACAAGACAGACUGGGACCUGGGGGUUUGUAGGGAAUCUGUGAGCAGGGAGGGGCAGGUCACACUAACAACCAAACAGGGCUACUGGGCCAUGAUUUUGAGGAAUGGGGAUAAAUACUCAGUCUCCACCUCCUCCUGGACCCCCCUCCCCGUGAGCGUCAGGCCCAGCCGGGUGGGGAUUUUCCUGGACUAUGAGGCGGGCGAGGUCUCGUUUUACAAUGUGACUGACAGGUCCCAUCUGUUCACUUUCAAUGGCACCUUCUCGGGGACGCUCCGCCCUUAUUUCUAUCCUGGUGGCAACACUGGGGGUAAAAACACGGCUCCCCUGAUAAUCUGCCUGGUCCCAGCUCAGGCCGGAGGGAAUCUCUGUCCCUGA
This is a messenger RNA of Terrapene triunguis (Three-toed box turtle), 555 nucleotides long. RefSeq names its product E3 ubiquitin-protein ligase TRIM39-like. NCBI's taxonomy places the organism in Eukaryota, Metazoa, Chordata, Testudines, Emydidae. The annotation marks the transcript as partial. The transcript has a single exon. The record is from RefSeq and is a predicted model, not a curated record. Gene Ontology annotation, molecular function: protein binding.